UCUUUCGAAAGUGCGAUCACCACAUCAUCAUGAACGAUUUUCCUUUGUACUGUCAAGACAUUGGCGAUCCCACCAAACCGGGCCUGGACUGUUGCUAUCCGGAUAAUCCAUCUUCUUCUGCGUGUCAGGCCGCAUUUGACAGCCAGGCGAAAACCUUUGGACCAAAUGUAUGUUCAAGCGGCAACUGCCUGGAGGACUGUUCCAACGUCUCCACUAUCUAUCAGUCGAUUCUUGAGAUUGAUGGCUUCAGCGGCAACGGAUAUGGACCUAAACGACGCUUUGCUACAUGCGUAAACGUGCCUGCUAUGGCUGGAUAUUUAUCUCAGAGUAGCUUGCCGUCAAAUAUCACAUCCGCAAUCGGCAGUAAUAUAUCCCCUCGAGCUGCUGAGAGUCAACUCAGACGAGUCACGAGUGCGGUCACGGAAUGUUUGACUAUGACUUGUCGCAAUGCAAGGAGUGCAGAGAAGUGUAGACAAGACUGCUCAGCUGUGAAUAUGCUGCACAAUAGUACACAACCAAAUCUGCAGGGGGUUGAUCAAUGCUUGACCUCGCUGUGUAGUACGCAGUAUGAUUCUCUCCCAUUUGCAGAUGCCGAUGUUGUGGGGAUCGGGGUUUUUACAUCCUACAUCAUGCAAUGCAUGCUCGUUGUUGUCAUAUGGUUCGCUUUGUCGACCUUCACAGUCUUUAAUCGUAAAGGACGAGAACGCCACCCUCCUCCUUUGGCAGUGGAAGGUGAGGCGGACAACAGCAAAUCAGCGCCCAGGAAACAUUACUCUUCUUCUAAGGAGGAAAAAACACACCAAGAAGUUCUCGAGUCGUUUCUUCUACAGUUCCACAAGGCUCAGUGCUACUUCAGUGCCACCAUUCAAAUCGCCUCACUUAGUUAUAACAUCUUCAACACAAAUCUACUGAUGACGUUCAUGCUCACACCGCUUGCGACCAACGGAGUUCUCCCAGUAGUAUUCGCAUAUAUGAUAUUGAUCCACUGCAAAAAGGCUACUCCAGACGUAACCUUGUUGACCAUUACCUGUUGGCUUCUAUCUUCCAUCGUCUUCUGGACUUUGUAUCACGGCAUCACUCCCAUCAACAACGAAAUCCAGUCUGAAAUAAAACGAUAUCGCGCAUACCAGCAAUUCAUGUACAAAUUGUCCGCGAUUGACGAGUGUGGUGGGUUUUCCGGGCUUGCGGUGUGUCCGGAGAACAACGUUCUAGGACGGGAAGACAUCACGGCGGCGUCGCGGAAACUUAGGGCUCUAACACCCAUCAUCUGGAGCUUCGCAACGGCUUGUCUUUUGGGCAUGCUCGCGCCAAAAUGUUUCACACGAAGAAAUUCCCUCGAAAAAAAGGAAAGAAGAAACAGGGGAGAGAACAGAAAAGUAGAAAUACCACUGUCUGGAAAGGGACCGCAUUACAAUAUUCUCUUCCUUGGUUCUCUCAGUUUAGGUGCAAUUCUGUACGUCGUUCUCAGCCUACUUUUUCUCGCUGGUGUAGGAAUGCAACUUUCGCUUCUAUCCAUCGGCACCUCCCUGAACAUGAUGGAUCGUACGGAUUGGGGCUUUGGACAAGUUGUUGCCAUUAGCGUUUGGAUUCCGCCACUGUUGGGAUAUCUGUACGAGGAAAUGAGCCACUACUUUGGAUUUGAUCAAAAUUGA
Periconia digitata is the source of this 1652-nucleotide messenger RNA. Lineage: Eukaryota; Fungi; Ascomycota; Dothideomycetes; Pleosporales; Periconiaceae. The record is from the annotation of a GenBank genome assembly.